AUGUAUAGGGUAGGAAGUUGGACGGAAGUGGGCGUUGCUACGUUGUGCAAAAGUUAUAUUGUCUUGAAAUCCACAUGACCACACAAACAGCAAGUAAAACGUAGCUAGUUGCGUCAUUACGGUUACGCAAUGUUGUGGCAAAUCUGGAGGGAAAAAAUCAAGCAGCAAAGUUUUAUCUGGCUAAUAAAUGGUGUCAGCGGAGGAAACACAGAUUCGGAGGUUCGUUUCAGGACAACUCCGUGAUUGUCCUGACCUAAGCACAUUGACUCUUGGCAUCUUAAGAGGGCGGUAUUUGGCAUGUGUUGGCCGGGACUCACUAAACCAGGAGGACAGACAGUUGAUGAAGAGAGUGGUAGAGGAGGAACUGCUGAGGAUGCAGGUAAAGAUGUUUGACAGUGACAGCAGUGACAAUGAAGCCAUUAUCAACGUUACCCCGAUGCCUCUCCACAACAAACGGAAGAGGGGUGAGGAGGAGGAGAAAGGAGGCAGGACCAAAGCAGAUGGAUCCAAGGCAAAGAGAUCUCGGCUUCAGUCGGCCCAAUCAGAUUCCCCAGAUUCUGGACUCGAGAGAGUGGGAAAUGGAGAAAGGCAGAUGGCGGAAGAAGAGGAGGGGAAGGACAUGGGAAGUGUUGAGCAAGUUUCCCAAAUCGGCACCAAGAAAAACAAAGGGGGACACACAGGAGUACACAAUAGUGGGAAGACUGAAACUAGCUCAGAAAGUGAUGUUGAGAUCAAAACGGUGAAUCUGAGGAAGAGAGAACAUGACUCUGAAGUCGAGGAAGAAGAUUUUGAGGAGAACAAAAAGAGGAAACGAGAUGAAACCCACAAACAGGAAAAGGACCAAGUCAAUUCAGAAAGUGACAAAAAAAGAACGGGAGGAAAAGAAAAUGUGGAUGUGAAAGUGCAGAGCAAGUGUUUGAAAAGGAGGGAGAGUGGAAAUGGGUUAAAGGAAAAACCAUUGCAGAGAAGAGAAAGAGUGCAGGUUGUUGGGAGUGACUCGGAGCACAUUGGAGAGGCUGAAGUAAUGGCGCAGAAAGGGGUAAAAAUACAAAAAAAUGACAACGACUCCAGGUCAGAGAGUGAGGGAGAAAAGAAUGACGGUGCAUCUUCAGAGGAAGCCAGCGGGGGAGAGGAUGAAACCGAAGAAGUGAUGGCUAAGACGAAGGAUGAGCCAGCCCAAGACUCUGGCUCAUCCCUCCCAUCAUUGGAGGACGAACAGGAAAGUGAGGUCAGGCCAGAACAGGUGAAAAAGAGGAAGUCUGUGGCGAAGCGGCCAAUAAAGGGUGAGAGCAGUGAGAGUGGAUCCAAAGGUGGAAAGGACAACACGGCGGUAGCCAGGCUGAAGCGUUACAUCGCCCUCUGUGGUGUGAGACGGAAUUACAAGAAGCUCCUGGAUGGCUGCUGCUCCAUCAAGUCAAAGGUGGCUGUGCUGAAGAGGGAGCUUGAAGAACUGGGUGUCAAAGGCCAGCCUUCUAUAGAGAAGUGUAAGAAAGCCAGACUUAAGAGAGAGGAGGCUCAGGAGUUGGCAGACCUAGAUGUCUGCAACAUCAUAACUACACAAGGUCGUCCAAAGCGGAGAGGGGUGUCCAUAUGGCAGCAACAGUCCUCCCCUCCAUCCUCUGCUUAUAAGCGUGUAGUCAACUCAAGCUCAGACAGUGAUGAGGACAGUCACGCAGGCAGGGGGCGCAAGAGAGCCACAGACUGGAGUAAUCUGCAGGGGAUCAUCAGUGAUGAUGCAGACAGCAACUGACAGGCUUUGCUCUUCUGGUCAGGAGGAUCAAGUUGCCUCCAGACUAGAAGUCUUCACAGGUCCAAAAAGUUGGACCGGUACCGAAAUGGACCUUGGGCUUUCCCACCCGGACCCGAUAUGCAUAAAACAUUCUAGACCCGUUCCUGGUCGGCUCCACACCCGAUCCGAAUGAGAAAAGCAACAGAAAAGUAUUAUUUUUUUAAGCUACUUUAUUCUGGAAACGAACCCGACCGAGUAUUUGGGUACAGAUGGGUCCGUGAAGACCUUCACUUUUGCAUUUUCCUCUACACUAUGGAAGCUUAGUUGCUGGUUGUUUUACUGCCCAUUUUAGCUUAAUGUUGUCUGUAUGGUUCUCAGAUACACAUGAUUAAGGCCUAGAUUCAAUCAGACCAGCAAUGGCAAACACUUGCAUAGCAGAUGUUUUGGUGGUGUCAGAGAUGGAACUGUGUUUGUGCUUUCAAAUCUGUGAGCAGCUGCUGUUGCAGUCAUUGUCACAAAGCCAGUGGUAUUAAAGUUCACAAUGAGGCUAUAUAGAAAUAAUUACACUCAAAUUGAAAAUCAUUAACGAAAUAAUGAGGAUUUCUAUCAUCCUAAUCGAGGUGUAGAUUACAUCUCACAUUCCAGUGUUCGAACUUGUAAACAAGGCUGAAUGGGAUUUCUGUUAUGAGCGACUCCGUGCAGCCAAUGGCAAUGUCCACAUUAGGUGUAAAUGCUUGGAGCCACUUGUGGAUUUGACAACUUUAAAACAGUUCGACCUCUGACACCACUUGCUUUCUAAAGCGGAUCUGAUUGAAUAGAGCCCUAAAUCAGUUUCUUCCCUCAUUAAAACACUUAGUUGUAGGCUAAACAAACCUUUGCAAUAUAAGCUUUUGUCUUAAUUACUUCAGUGUUGCCAUGUACAAAGAAAAAAGGUAUAUUCUUGUAUAUAGGUACGCAAAUAUGACUUUUCCUUCUAUUGCCGUACAGUUUGAGACAGUUUGAGACACGUUAGGUUAGCUGUUGAGUCAAGUGUGUGAUUUAAAUUACUAUUAGUGCUGUGUUCUGUUCCAUUUAAGUCAUGAUUCAAUAAAGCUUUAGAUUUGUAUAAAU
Messenger RNA from Oncorhynchus mykiss (rainbow trout), 2839 nucleotides. RefSeq names its product HIRA interacting protein 3 (gene hirip3). Gene Ontology annotation, cellular component: nucleus. Lineage: Eukaryota; Metazoa; Chordata; Actinopteri; Salmoniformes; Salmonidae. The record is from RefSeq and is a predicted model, not a curated record.